CGCUAAACAACCCCCGUACCAUAUCUCAGGGAUCUUGUUAUUAUAUCUCUUAAAUCCGCAGACAUGUCUUUCUCCAUAGAGUUUCUCCCUGCCCUUUGUUGGUUCAGGGUGAUUUCCUUCUUCUUUCGCGGGCCUUGUUCCUGCUUUGAGUGUUACUAGGCCUUGUUUAAUACGUUCACAUCAUUCAUUUCACAUUUCGUCACUCAAGCUCGUACAUACCAAACAUUCCUCAUCUCUCUGCUACUACUACCCACGGACAUCUGCCAAACUCUUGUCCCUCACCAAUUCUUGUCUAGCAGCAGAGACGGCCAGCCCUGCGAGAUCAGGAUCUGAAACAAGGGUAAGCACUUUCAGCUGCAAAACAUCGAAUCCAUCCCGGGCGGCUUCAUCCCAUUUCCGUCCGACGGUUGCGCAGCCUUGACGGCCCCACGCAAGGACUGCUGUCAAAUCCUCCCGCCUCAGAGUACAUUCGGAGACCGUACCGCGCCUCGUCGUGGUGAGGCUGUCCCUGCGAUGGGUCUGUUCGCGAAGAAGACAACAAACCCGGCCUCGACCACUCUCGAGCCCACCAACCAAAACAAUGCCAAGUCUGAAGAUACCACUGCCGUACCCAGCCAAAAUGUAUCAGACACAGAUUCGUUGGAGAAGAGCAGAGACACAGAGACAACCGUCGUGGAUGAAAAGGCGCCCGAAACCAACGAGGGGCUGCAAGAUGCUGCCACAGGACCAAAGGAUACCUUUGUCCCUUCGGAGAAGACGACGCACCCCCAAUCGGAGACCUGGGAAAAGGCAGAAGAGGAAGUACAGAUUCAGAGCGACGCAAAGAGCACAACUUCCGCGAGUGUGGUUGCUCCAGCGGGCCCGGAAGACGAUGAUGAAAUAGUCUAUCCUGGAGGACUGAAACUGGCGCUGAUCACCCUUGCCCUUUGCCUGUCGGUAUUCUUGGUUGCGCUCGACAACACCAUUAUUGCGACGGCCAUCCCCAAGAUUACAGAUCACUUUAACUCUCUGGGCGAUGUCGGGUGGUAUGGGUCAAGUUACCUGCUCACGACUUGCGCUUUGCAGUUGUUCUUUGGAAAGCUGUACACCUUUUACUCCAUCAAGACAGUAUACCUUGUCUCCAUUGUCAUCUUUGAGGUUGGAUCGGCUGUUUGCGGUGGUGCCCCAACCUCCGAUGCGCUCAUCGUUGGUCGUGCGAUAGCCGGUGUCGGAUCCGCAGGGAUUUUUAGUGGUGCUUUGGUGAUCAUUGCAUACACUGUACCGCUGAUUAAACGACCGAUCUAUACUGGUGUCAUUGGAGCCAUGUAUGGAAUUGCCUCGAUCGCUGGUCCGUUACUGGGUGGUGCCUUUACCGACGGGCCCGGUUGGCGGUGGUGCUUUUAUAUCAACCUUCCUCUUGGUGGUGUUACCCUCGCAGUCAUCUUCUUCUUCUUCCACUCGCCCGUCCGCAAGGCCGAGGAGAAAGUACCCCUUCGAGAACGCGCCCACCAACUCGACCUAGGCGGCACUGCUCUCUUCAUCCUCGACAUUGUCGUCUGCCUGUUGGCCUUGCAGUGGGGCGGCUCGACAUAUGCUUGGUCCAACUGGCGGAUCAUCCUAUGUCUCACGCUUUUUGGUGUCCUGACCAUCAUCUUCAUCAUCCAUCAAUACUACAUGAAGGAAUUUGCCACCAUCCCUUUCAACAUCAUCUCGCAACGAAGCGUGGCAUCUGCCUGUUGGUUCGCGUUUGCCCUUGGUGCUGCCUUUUUUGUCUUGAUUUACUGGGUGCCCAUCUGGUUCCAAGCCAUCAAGGGUGCAUCUGCCUUCAAGUCUGGAAUCAUGUGCUUGCCCAUGGUCCUGGCACUCGUACUAGCGAACAUCCUAACUGGUGUGGGCACGACCGCGAUUGGUUACUACGCUCCAUUCUACAUUGGGUGUGUGAUCUUCUCUACCAUCGGGGCAGGUCUUUUAACGACGUUCGAAACCUCCACCGGCCACGAGAAAUGGAUUGGUUAUCAAAUCAUAUACGGCUUUGGAGUUGGUCUAGGCAUGCAACAAGCUCUCAUCACUGUCCAGGCCGUUCUCCCCUUGAAGGACGUGCCUACGGGCACUGCGUUGGUUAUGUUCAUGCAAACAUUCGGCGGCGCCCUUUUCGUCUCGGUCGCCCAAAACAUAUUCAACAAUCGGCUCAUGUCGGAGAUCCCCAAACAGGCACCAGGAAUCAAUCCUGCCAUUAUCUUGCACGUCGGAGCGACGAGUCUCAAGGAUCACGUCCCAAAAGCGGCGCUGCACGGUGUACAGACGGCGUACAAUAACUCGUUGACGCAGACAUGGUAUAUUGCGGUGGCAAUGACAUGUUUGCAGAUCAUCGGGGCUGCGUUUGUCGAGUGGAAGAGCGUGAAGGGCAUGAAGCCCGGAGGCAUAGCUGCCUAGUGGGCACUGCCGACACCACCGUCCAAUAUUUCGAGUGAGCAUUUUGCCUCGGCGUUGGUGGCGAUGUUGUUCUGUGGACUCUGCAUCUGUAUUGUGCAUUCGUCAACCAUUGAUAUGGGGAGAUGCAUUGGCAAAAGUGGUUGUCAGCCCGACUUGAUGUGUUGGAUAUGGUGCUGGGCGUGUCAUAUCGUGUUACGAAUCCCCACUACUUCACGACUGAAUAGACUAGAUAUAGAGAUCUGUCGGGACGGGGAGUGGUCCCUGUCCGACCCUCCAAAAGCUGAAAUCGUUGUCGCCAGAAGCAUUGCAUCGCUCCGUUCUUCAGCAAGACGAGUAGUUGACGUUGAUCCAUCCC
Messenger RNA from Cladophialophora immunda, 2767 nucleotides. RefSeq lists its product as uncharacterized. Lineage: Eukaryota; Fungi; Ascomycota; Eurotiomycetes; Chaetothyriales; Herpotrichiellaceae. Gene Ontology annotation, molecular function: transmembrane transporter activity. Gene Ontology annotation, biological process: transmembrane transport. Bases 514 to 2412 code for a protein of 632 amino acids. The record is from RefSeq and is a predicted model, not a curated record. The transcript is spliced from 3 exons.